AUGAACGAGCUAGCACGCGUCGCGGCGCGCGCAACGGGUGCCUCCCGUUGCAUGGACGUCGAGAAGACCAGCGACAUGACGUAUCAGAAGGUGUACAACCUCACCAUGAACAACGGGCGCGAAGUGAUUGCCAGAGUCCUCAUCCCUCACAUGCCCGCCCCAAAGGUCCUGGUGUGGAACUCCCGCGUCGAAGGCAACCCCCUCGGCGCCGACCUCUGCGCACAGCUGGUGGGCUACCAGAACGACCUGCUGUCCAAACCCUUCACACACACCGGACCCCUCUACUACGCCGACGACCACGCGAUCCUCACAGCCAUCGGACCGCUCGUGUACACCGACGACAGCAGGGCCAAGAUCUGA
This is a messenger RNA of Diplodia corticola, 360 nucleotides long. RefSeq names its product phosphotransferase enzyme family protein. The record is from RefSeq and is a predicted model, not a curated record. Lineage: Eukaryota; Fungi; Ascomycota; Dothideomycetes; Botryosphaeriales; Botryosphaeriaceae. Bases 1 to 360 code for a protein of 119 amino acids. The transcript is spliced from 3 exons.